AUGACACGAAGGCGCCGGCAGCGGGCAGGCACGUGGGGGACGGCAGCCAAUGGCUGCGGCGCCCGCGGGGCUUCCCCGGCUCCUGUCGCUGAUACAGCGCCGCAUCGGGGGCAUUUAAACGCCGAGCGCUCCGACCGAGCGGCACCGCGGGGCAGGGAGGCGGUGGCCGUGGCCCCCAGGGGGUGGGGGGCGGGCCGGGCCGGGCAGGGCUGUACACACACACUCCCGCCGCGGCAGCCCCCUGGGUCUCGUCCGCCAGCUGAGAGAAGAAGGCAGGAGAGACCUGGAGGCUGCGCCCGGCCCGCGGAGCCCACCGGCCGUCCCCUCCAGGGCUCACCGGCCACCCUCUGGCCCUCAUCCCUGCUCCCCCCGCGCCUCCGCCGGGCUCACCCUUGCCAGCUUACGGAAGGAGGAGCCGGGGACAGGAGGACGAAUGAUUGGACGGGGGUCCGGGGACUCCGCAGCCCAUCUGCUGUGCUCCCGCAGCGCCGCUGCCGCCCGUCCGCCCUGGGACAGGGUGGGGGGACGGCUGUCUGGGGUGUCGCGGGUCGCAGUCCGAGAAGACGACCCGGGACAGGGGCAGAGGAGCGGAGGGAGGUGCAGAGCCCGCCGCCCCGGCCCCUUUGUCCCUGCGCUCCACCACCGGGGUCGGCGGUAGGGAGAGAUGGCAGAUGGCCAGUGGCAGAGGCGGCCCCAGGACCCUCGGGAACCGCUCUGAGCAUCGACUCCACCCAACACCGUGGGGAGCGCACCCAACCGUCUGCAGGCAGAAAGGACGAGACCAAAAGUCUUCAAAAGAAGUUCUGCGAAACGUCAGCCUCGGAGAAAGAUGGAUGGAAAGUCACAUCCCCUGACACUAGCCCCAGGAGGGGCUACCUCCUCUAUUUCUGCAGUGGCAGAGGAGUGAAAAUGCCGGUGAGGCUGCUCGCUUUCCGCAGGGACAUGGCUGGAACAGAGGGAAGGAGGAGAACUGAGGCCGAGGUUUCACCGCGCCCGCAGCCCAGCCAAGCUGUUGUUUUAAAAGAGCAAUAAAAGUGAAUUAUGACUAAA
This is a messenger RNA of Vidua chalybeata, 1050 nucleotides long. RefSeq names its product translation initiation factor IF-2-like. The record is from RefSeq and is a predicted model, not a curated record. NCBI's taxonomy places the organism in Eukaryota, Metazoa, Chordata, Aves, Passeriformes, Viduidae. The coding region runs from base 1 to 1032 and encodes 343 amino acids. The transcript has 4 exons.